AUGAAGGCCUCCAUCCUCGCGGGUCUCUCCCUUCUGGGAGCGGCCAUGGCUGCCGACGUGCCCUCCAUUGAAAUUAAGGGCAAGAAGUUCUUCUAUUCCAACAACGGCACCGAGUUCUUCAUCCGCGGUGUUGCUUACCAGCCCAACUUCACUGGUCGCAAUGGUGCUACCGGCAAGGACUCAUACACCGAUCCGCUGGCGAUUGACAGCUGCAAGCGUGACAUUCCCUAUCUGACAAAAUUGCGCACCAAUGUCGUCCGUACCUACGCCGUCGACCCCAGCAAGAACCACGAUGAGUGUAUGAAUGCCCUCGCCGAUGCCGGUAUCUACUUGAUCACCGAUCUAUCCUCGCCUGGCGAGUCCAUCGAGUCAAACAACCCUAGUUGGAACGCGGAUCUCUUCACUCGUUACUCUGAGGUCGUCGAUGCUUUUGCCAAGUACCCUAACGUCAUUGGAUUCUUUGCUGGAAACGAGGUUGCCAACAGGGUCAACAACACCAACUCCAUGGCCUACGUCAAGGCCGCCGUCCGUGAUAUGAAGUCCUACAUCAAGCAGAAGGACUACCGUUCUUCCCUUGCCGUCGGUUAUGCCACUGAUGACGAUGCUACCGUCCGUGAGGCCGUCUCCAACUAUCUGAUUUGCGACGAUUCCUCGGACUCGAUUGACUUCUUCGGCUACAACAUCUACGAGUGGUGCGGUGACUCCACCUUCCAGAAGUCCGGCUAUGCCGAGCGCACCAAGGAGUUCGAGGACUACCCCGUUCCCGCAUUCUUCUCCGAAUAUGGCUGCAAUGAAGUCCGUCCCCGCAAGUUCUCCGAUGUCCCCGUCUUGUACAGCGACAAGAUGACCGACGUCUGGUCCGGUGGUAUCGUCUAUAUGUACUACGAGGAGGCCAACAAGUACGGCCUGGUUUCCGCUGACGGCGACGAAGUCUCGACCCUCCCCGAUUUCAGCAACCUCUCCAAGCAGAUGGCUUCCGUCACUCCCACCGGUGUCAACUCCGACAAGUACUCCGUCACCACCACUGUCGGCCGCAGCUGCCCCACUAUCGGCUCGGACUGGCACGCCGCUAGCAAGCUGCCCCCCUCCCCCAACGCCGAGCUGUGCGAGUGCAUGUACGCCUCCCUCGAAUGUGUGCCCAACAAGGAUAUCUCCGGCAAGGAGAUCUCCAACACCUUCUCCUACCUUGGUGGUGAGGACGGUAUCAUGGACGGUGUCGGGUCGAACGCCACCUCCGGCAAGUACGGUGCCUACUCCAUGUGCUCUACCAAGCAGCGUCUUGCCUGGGCCAUGAACGUCUACUACCAGAAGAACAAGGGCAAGGCUGCUGAGAAGGCUUGCGACUUCGACGGUGUUGCCUCCACCCAGAAGAGCAGCUCCGCCUCCGGCUCCUGCGCUACCCAGAUGAAGGCCGCCGGCUCUGCCGGCACUGGCACCAUCUCCGGUGGCUCCCUUGCUGCCAGCACUGGUGCUGGUGCCUCUGGCACCGGCGGUGCUACUUCCUCCGGUGUUGCUGUUGGCACUGUUCCCAAGGCCGUCCACAUUGGUGCCUGGCAGGCUGGUGCCUACGCAGUCGCUGCCAUUGCCUCCGGUGCCUUUAUGAUCAUGCUGUAA
Penicillium paradoxum is the source of this 1614-nucleotide messenger RNA. RefSeq names its product glycoside hydrolase family 72 protein. The transcript has a single exon. Bases 1 to 1614 code for a protein of 537 amino acids. Gene Ontology annotation, molecular function: 1,3-beta-glucanosyltransferase activity. The record is from RefSeq and is a predicted model, not a curated record. Gene Ontology annotation, biological process: fungal-type cell wall (1->3)-beta-D-glucan biosynthetic process. Lineage: Eukaryota; Fungi; Ascomycota; Eurotiomycetes; Eurotiales; Aspergillaceae. Gene Ontology annotation, cellular component: fungal-type cell wall; cytoplasm.